AUGUCGGCUUGGCAAAACUUUCAAAAGCGUGCUCAAAUUUUCGGAGUUAUUUUUGCUCUUUUGCACAACUUGCUGCUUAUUUUUCUGAUAACCGAAAAAUCGCACAAAGAAUUGGGUACAUACAAGAACUUGAUUAUUCUUGUAGCCAUUUCUGAAUGCUUCUAUGCAGUGUUGGAAGUGACAGUUCGACCAGUUAUUCAUUCGUUCGGAUUUACAUUCGCAUUGAUAGUCAAUGUUGAAGACUCUUUUCUUGAAUACGGUGUACUUAAAGUUCUACUUGCUAUGUACUGUGCAUUUUUUGGCUCCUUUUUAGUGAUUUUCAGCGUUCAGUUUAUUUAUCGAUACUGGGCAGUUAGUGGAAACAAACAUCUGAAAGAAUUUGAAGGGCUUAGAAUAUUUCUUUGGACUUUGCCUUCAAUUUUUUGUGGUCUUAUUUGGUGGCUUGUUGCUUAUUUUCCAUGUGCUAAGCGGCCAAGUACUGAUGAAUAUUUAAGAGAUAGUGUAAUGAAAGAAUUCAAUUUGUCGAUCGAAGAAAACUUGUAUGCCGCUCCGUAUUUUUAUGAGGUAAACACAGAUGGAACUACAGAUAUAUAUUAUCCAUCCUUCAUUUCCAUCAUUCUUACGACUGUUUUAGUUAAUAUCUCUGUUAUAACCGUGUUUUAUUUUGGCAUCAAAUGUUACUCAUCACUACGUGAACAAGGGGCACUCGUUUCUCAGAAUACUCAAAAACUUCAAAAUCAGUUAUUCUACUCAUUAGUUAUUCAAACAGUUAUUCCAUUGUUUUUGAUGCACUUUCCGGUUGCUGCCAUGUACUGUUUCACAUUUUUGGAAAUCGAUGUUGGUUCACUAAGCGGAAUUGUAACAGUUACACUGGCAAUCUUUCCCGCAAUUGAUCCACUUCCAACAUUGAUUAUGGUGAAGAGUUAUCGGACAGCAAUCCAAUUCUACAUUUACUUGUUUUUCAAAACUAUUACCAAGAUGCUUCAACCUUCUCAAGAUAACUCUAUAGCAAUGACUCAGACGAGAGCAAUUUAA
Molecule: messenger RNA, 1035 nt
Organism: Caenorhabditis elegans
Lineage: Eukaryota; Metazoa; Nematoda; Chromadorea; Rhabditida; Rhabditidae
Gene: str-209
Product: Serpentine receptor class r-10
Exons: 5
Coding region: 1-1035 (344 amino acids)
Biological process (GO): detection of chemical stimulus involved in sensory perception of smell
Cellular component (GO): ciliary membrane
Source: RefSeq, marked reviewed